GCUAUGGGACUUGUACUUCACAAGUUAGUGAAUUGCUGUUGUUGGGACAUUAACGUUCGACCUUCGAAAACAGAGAUAUACACUCUUAUUAUAAAUUUAUAUAAUUCAUUUCUCUGAUAAAGAAAAAGAGAAGCCAAAAAGAAAGCAAAAGCACCUUCAAUUCCCCUCUUCACAUUCCAUUUUACUUUCCUCUUUUCCUCUCAACACUUCCUCCUGUUUCUCACAAUAUAACUUUCUCCAUUAAUGGCACCACCACCACCAUCACCAGAGCUGGUUUCUGCUCUGUUUUUCACAGCCAUUAUCACGAUUUGGAGCAUGAAUGUGGCGAUUGUGUGUGGACAAGGAGCAACAUGGUGUGUGGCGAGGAGUGAUGCGAGCAACGAUGCUCUGCAAACGGCUUUGGACUAUGCAUGUGGGGUGGGGGGUGCUGAUUGUUUCCCUCUUCAGCCUGAUCAACUCUGUUUUCUACCAAACACCAUCCAAGCUCACGCUUCCUACGCCUUCAACAGCUUUUACCAGCGAAAAACCAGAGCUCCCGGUUCAUGUGAUUUUUCUGGCACCGCCACCAUUGCCACAACCGAUCCCAGCUAUGGAUCUUGUGUGUACCCAUCUACUAUAAGUGCUGCAGGAGGACCAAACACGCCAAGCACAACUCCUCCAUUGAACAAUCCAAAUAUGCCACCAUCUUCCACAACAACACCAAUCUUUGGUGGGGGCAACACUGGUGGCCUAACUCCAGGAAUGAGCACUUCACUCCCUGACAGUUCUAGGGCACCUUCAGAAGCAAUAGCCACCUGGCUUUUAGUUUUCUUUUCCUCUCUUCUCAUUCUGGCCAUGAUUUCUUAGCAGCCUGUGUAUGAUCUUGUGGAGGCUUACAGUUUUGUCAAAAGUUGAAGGUAGCCUUUAGUUGUUUAUAACCUUGCUUAGUGCAACUACCUCUUAUGAAUGUAUAAGGUUAUAAACAAGUUAAGCAUGGCUGGCCUGGACAUGGUUAUCCAGGGAAAGCAGGGUUAGGGAUGUAGCAUGGCUGAUGAGAUUCCUGAUUUAUAGGGCUCAAAUUUAGUUCAAUAGCUCAAUUUAAUUGUUAUCUUUGCGGACAAUGUUUCAUGAACAAUGCAAUAUCGUUAGCUUUUUAGUAA
Messenger RNA from Lotus japonicus, 1139 nucleotides. RefSeq names its product PLASMODESMATA CALLOSE-BINDING PROTEIN 1-like. Lineage: Eukaryota; Viridiplantae; Streptophyta; Magnoliopsida; Fabales; Fabaceae. The record is from RefSeq and is a predicted model, not a curated record. The transcript has 3 exons. Bases 244 to 846 code for a protein of 200 amino acids.